Hippoglossus stenolepis (Pacific halibut) is the source of this 1219-nucleotide messenger RNA. RefSeq names its product mitochondrial ribosomal protein L12 (gene mrpl12). The coding region runs from base 145 to 723 and encodes 192 amino acids. Gene Ontology annotation, molecular function: structural constituent of ribosome. The transcript has 5 exons. Gene Ontology annotation, biological process: mitochondrial transcription; translation. The record is from RefSeq and is a predicted model, not a curated record. NCBI's taxonomy places the organism in Eukaryota, Metazoa, Chordata, Actinopteri, Pleuronectiformes, Pleuronectidae. Gene Ontology annotation, cellular component: mitochondrial large ribosomal subunit; ribosome.
CUCGAGCAGUUCACGCAGGGCAUUCUGGGUAGGUCAGGACGCCAUGUGCUUUUGAAGCCGCGGACCCAGAAGGAACCUGUGUGGUUUAAACUCGCCUCGUACUCUCCAGGACACCGGGACGAACGGCUCCAGCUCUCGGUCAGCAUGUACUGCUCCACACGCUGCCUCCGGACCGCGCUGCGGGUCGCGGCGAACACCCACCGGCAACACCUUCAGCGGCAGACCCCGGCUCUGUGUGCACUCAGACUUCUGAGGACCAGCCCGACCACCCACUCAGGCGCCAUCGCCGCCCCUCCGUUAGACGGAGCACCCAAACAUUAUUCCCCCAAAAUCGAGCAGCUCGUCAAUGACAUAGCCAGCCUCACUUUGUUAGAGGUGUCGGACCUCAACGAGCUCCUCAAGAAAACUCUGAACAUUCAGGAUGUUGGAAUGAUGCCGAUGGGGGCGUCAGCUAUGCCUUUGGCUCAGGCCGCAGAAGAGGAGGAAGUACCGGCCAAGAAAGAGAAAACUCACUUCACAGUCAAAUUGACGGAAUUAAAGGGGGCGGAAAAAGUCAAACUUAUAAAGGAAGUGAAGAACUGCAUUCAAGGCUUGAAUCUGGUUCAGGCUAAGAAACUAGUGGAGGCUCUUCCCCAGGAAAUCCGGGCAAACGUAUCCAAAGAAGAGGCCGAGAAACUGAAAGCGGCCCUGGAGGCGGCAGGCGGAACUGUGGUUUUAGAGUAGAUCUUCGUAGCCACCUUUUCACCAGUCUGCUGCUCCAGCACUUCGUCCUUCAUUUUAUUAUUUCAGUUCUUUUUCUUUUUUUUAACACGACAAACGAGAGAAAACAGAGAAAUGCCUUCUGACAUGAAUCCGGCCUCUCAGCAGCGUCAGGUGGGGCGGUGAGACUCAGACUGAACUUUCCAGGCACACAGCCUGCACAUGCGGCCGCCCCGCUGUUUGCUCGUCCAUGUGUCUGCUCAUGUGUCUGUCUGAUACCGGUGUAGCGAACAAGCUACUGAAACAGUGGCCUGGGUGCCAAGUAAGUCGGUUGAUCAUUGUGUGUGCGAGUGACUUAAACUCCUCACAGAAGGAGAGAUGAUGCUGUAGGGACAUGGUUACCAUUCCCUAUGUUAAAGAACAACAGAUACUGUAUCUAGCUCAACGGAUGCCGGGGCUCAGUCUGUAUAUUGCUCAUAGAAUUGUUAAUAAUGUGAUUAAAGUUGAAAUCUUCAUGUUU